AUGGGUCUGACUUUACCCAUGAUUAUAACAGUCGAGAGACUAGUGGUCAUUUUCUUACCUAUGAGUUUCGACCGAGUGAUAACACCUACUCGGACCUGGCUAGCUGUUGUAGGGGUGGCUGUUUAUUGGCUGUCCAUUUUCUCCUACACCAGUUUCUGGCAAGUUCUAGAAUUUGACGUCGACAAUAUGACAAAGAACUUAUUUACCUACUCGGCCAUGGUGGCCCCACCAAUUUUCACGGUGGCCGGUUCUUUGGUGAUCUCAGUUCGAAUUCAAAUGAUUUCAUCAAAACGAAAGAGCUUGACUUCAACCAUUCGCUCGACCAACCAAACCACAAAGACACUUCUUGCUGUCAAUGCCGUCUACUGCUUCACCGCUGUAGUUAUGUCACUGCCGUUGUAUAUACCAGAGUACGCCUCCUACUCACUUACGGACGAGAAGCCGUCCAACAUCGGCAGAAUAUCUUAUCAGUUGCAGAACAUAGCGGUCUGUUUGAAUAGCUCCAGUAACUUUGUGGUCUAUGUGGUUUUUAACUCAAAGUUUAGAGACACUCUCAAAGGCUUUUUUCAAUGGUGUGAAGCAAAGUAA
Molecule: messenger RNA, 588 nt
Organism: Biomphalaria glabrata
Lineage: Eukaryota; Metazoa; Mollusca; Gastropoda; Planorbidae
Exons: 2
Coding region: 1-588 (195 amino acids)
Biological process (GO): G protein-coupled receptor signaling pathway
Cellular component (GO): plasma membrane
Molecular function (GO): G protein-coupled peptide receptor activity
Source: RefSeq, a predicted model, not a curated record